GUUGGAUUUCCGAACGCAGCAGUCUCAGUCGGGCGAAAAUGGCGGCUCCCUUGCCUUCGCUUGGGCACUAAGUCGCAUAGGUUCUCGCACGAAUUUUUUACGAUUUUUGUGUGAAAAUGUGAAUAUGAUGAAUUAAAACCUGCUGUGAAGUGUUGUUUCAGUGUGUUAGAAUAUGUGGCGGACAGAGAUGUGCCGUUUCGGCGCUGGAAACUGGAUUUUCUUGCUGGCUUGUGUUCAUUUGUUUACGUGCACCCAAGGUGGGGAGGAUGCCAUCGACACGAUGUUCUCCCUGACGUCGGAGCCCGCGGACCUGGCGGUGGCGGAGGGCGAGCCCGCCAUGCUGCUGUGCGGAGCGCCCUCCCCCGCGCGCCUCUCCUGGCGGUACAGCGCCAGCGCGCCGCCCACCAGGGACCACGCCUUGCCUACAGCUGACUCCUACAGAAGGCAGCUGUCAAACGGGUCACUAGUCAUAGAGAACAUGUCAGCUGCUUUGGCGGGGCAGUACCAGUGCGUGGCCACCGUGGACGGAGUGGGCACCGUGGUGUCCAGAGUCGCCAACCUCUUUCUAGCAGAAGUACCAGAACUAGGAGAAGCUCCUCGCGUAAUAAUGGGAGUGCUGGGAUCCCCAGCGCUCCUGUCCUGUCCUAUUCGUCUACCAGCGCGCUUGGCUGUCAGAAUCGUGCCGUCUCCCUCAUCACCCUUGCAGCCAGAGAGACGGGUAUAUGGCGCCGCGAGGAUACAUGCGCCGCCACCCGUGUUAAAACUUAAUGUGACGUGGCUAAAGAACGGGUCGCCGGUGAGGAUGGAGGCGGCAAGGGUGUCGCUGACACCCGGCGGGGCGCUGGAGAUCGACCCGUUAAGGACGCACGACGCGGCCUCAUACCGAUGCAGUGUGGCGCUGGCGCAUUCACACAAGAAACCCUCCCUGGGUCCAGAGACAGAGCUGCGCGUGAACAGCGAGCUGGCCAACUUGGAGGCAGCGCCCAGGUUCAUCACCACUCCGCAACCCGUCACUGUGAUGGAAGGCGCAUCGGUGACCUUCGACUGCGCCGCGGUCGGCAACCCUAAACCGGAGAUGGUGUGGCUCAACAACGGAGUCGCCAUCGACCUCAAUGACCUGGACUCUCGCUUCUACCUGGUGGGUUCGGGAUCGCUUCGCGUCCAAACCGCGAGGGCGCUGGACGCCGGGACUUAUACCUGUCGAGCGACCAACAGGCUGGACUCCGCUGAUCACUCCACGCAGUUACAUGUCAUGACGUCCCCGCGCGUGACGCUGCGCGAGGGCAGCGUGGUGCGCGCGCGCACGCGCGGCGACGUGACGCUGCGCUGCGAGGCGCGCGGGCGCCCGCCGCCCGCCGUCACGUGGCUCAAGGACGGCGAGCCCCUCACGCCCAACGACCACGACAUCGCCCUCGUUGACGGGUCGUCGCUUCGAAUCCGCGGCGUGCUGGCCGUGGACGCGGGCGUGUUCCAGUGCGCCGCCGCGUCGCUCGCCGGCAGCGCCGCCGCCGCGCUGCGGCUCAUUGUCACUCCUCACGAUCUCCCAAACCGCCCGAAACCACCCAAAAACUCCACCCAAGACAUUUUCAACUCCCUCGUCUCCGACCUAGACCAAACCUUAGACCCGACUCCGGAAGAUCUAGAUUUUUUAGGCGAGACCUCGUCGGCGUAUACUUCAGAGCCUUUGUACGACGACUACAGCACCUUAGAGUCGUAUAACAGUGAUUACGAUGACUUUCAUGCCGCUCAAGACCUGGACGUGGACGACGUGAGGAAGGCGAACGCGACUGUGGUCUCUGCGCCGCAGGAGUUAAGGGCGGUUAUCGUGAAGCAUCGCUUCGUGACGUUGAGCUGGCAGGAGCCGGAGAACAAGAUGGAGCCCAUCACGGGAUAUGCGAUUCUGUACAAAGUGAAGGGGAGUGAACGGGAGCGCAUCUCCCGCGGCGACGGCGCGCGCCACGAGAUGAACGUAGCGUCCCUGCAGCCCAACACCACCUACCAGUUCCAGGCCGUGGCCGUCACCCACCACGCCGUGUCGCCGCCCACGCAGAUCGUGGAAGUGACGACCCCCGAGGAGGAACUAACGUACGGGCCCCCGCGGAACGUGGCGGUGGAGGCGGCGGGCCCCCACGCGCUGCGCGUGGCGUGGCAGGCCCCCGACCCGCUGCCCUCCCUGGCCUCCUCACCGCCGCCCCCGACGCGAUUCGCUAUAUACUACACCGAGGUGGAGUCGGGCCGCGAGCAAUCCCAGUGGGCGGAAGGGUCCAGCAGCACUGUGGGCGGUCUACGCGCGGCGACCGCGUACCGCGUGCGGGUGAGCGCGGCGGGCGGCGCGGCCUCGCCCGACGUCGUCGCGCGCACGCCCGCGGACGCGCCCGCCGCGCCGCCCGCCAACGUCACCGCCACUCCCACUAGCGACACGUCGAUCCUGGUGCGCUGGGAGGCGCCGCCGCCGCGCACGCACCGCGGCGCGCUCACGGGCUACAAGCUGCGCUACCGCGUGGUGUCGGCGACCACUCGCCGCCGCGCGGACUCGCUCACCACGCCCGCCGACACGCGCCGCGCCGAGCUGCGCGGCCUGGAGCCCUCACAGACCUACCAGAUCCGCGUGUGCGCCAUCAACGCCAACGGGUCGGGCCCGUUCAGCGAGUGGGUGUCGGCCAGCACGCAGGGCCGCCGCCGCGCCGAGGCCGCCGUGCCCGCCGCGCCGCCGCCGCUCACCACGCGCGCCGGCCGGGACUGGAUCUCGGUGUGGUGGGGGCCGGGGGACGGCGGCGGGGGGGACGCGCUCGUGCGCGGACACUGGCUGGGCUGGGGGCUCGGCGUGCCGGACGAGCACUCGCGCGAGCUGCCCGCGCACGCGCACUCGCACGUCAUCCGCGGACUCGAGUCGAACGCGGAGUACGUGAUAUCGCUCCGCGCGAGCAACGCGUUGGGGCUAGGGCCGGCGGUGUACGCCACCGUGCGCACCAAGCCCAGCGAGCCGGCGGACGACACGGACGAGCCGGACGAGCCCGACGUGGACGAGCCGGGCGACGGGGACGAGGACGAGGAGGACGACACCCCGCCGCUCAUUCCGCCUGUGGGACUCAAGGUGAUCAUGUUGAGCGGGUCGACGGCGGUGGUGUACUGGACGGACCCCAGCCUGCCCAAGGGCGCGGCCGCCACAGACGGGCGGCGCUACGCCGUGCGCGCGGCGGGCGGCGGCCGCACGCGCGUCUACAACGCCUCCGACCUCAACUGCAUGAUCGACGACCUGCGACCCUUCACCAAGUACGAGUUCGCCGUCAAACUUAUCAAAGGUGGUCGCGAGUCGGCGUGGUCGAUGCUGGCCAGCAACACGUCGCUGGAGGCGGCGCCGGGCGGCGCGCCGCGCGACCUGCGCGUGUCCGCCGCCGCGCCCUCCGCCCGCGCCGCCGACCUCACGUGGAGCCCGCCGCAGAGACCCAACGGCAUUAUCACUGGUUACGUGAUAAUGUAUGCGGUGCAGCGGUCGGGUUCAUCGGGCGCGGCGGAGGAGUGGACGGCGGUGACGGUGGUCGGGGACCGCACGCGCAGCCGCGUGGACCGCCUGCGCGCGCGCACCACCUACAGCUUUAAGAUCCAGGCGCGCAACAGCAAGGGCCUGGGGCCGUUCAGUUCUAUCGUUACUUACACUACGGGGUUAGAAGGCGGGGAGGGCGGCGGGCUGGCGAGCGCGACGUCUGCCUGGCUGUGGGCCAGCGCGGGCGGCGCCUGCGCAGUGCUGGCCUUGGCAGCCGCGCUAGCUCUGUCGCUGUGCUGUCGGAGGAACACGCCACCCAUGUCGCCCGAUACCAGCACGUACCAGAAGGCCUCAGCGUCCGCAGCGAUCAAACCCCCUGACCUUUGGAUCCACCACGACCAAAUGGAGCUGAAGCACAUGGACAAGAGUCUACACAGCUCCGCCAGUAAGAUAUCAGCGGGCAGCGUGGAGGGCAGUGCCUUGGUGUCUUCGACGCUGACGCUGGCCCGCGCCCCCGCGCCCCCCGCCUCCCUCUCCCACGCGCCGCCCGUCGACUACGAGCCCGCGCGCCACGCGCCGCCCUCGCUAGCCAGCCUCGACCGAAGAUACGUGCCCACAUACGUCGAGUCCCGCUCCCCCUCGGCGGCCGGCAGCGGCAGCGACGACACGGCCAUCCUGCGCGCGUCGCCCGCCGCCGCGUGUCGGCGCUGCGACUAUCGCUGCGACGCCUUCCCACCGUGCUUAGCCAUGACGGGCGUGGGCGUGGGCGUGGGCGUGGGGCUGGGCGUGGGCUGCACGGGUACGUGUGAGAGGCGGAGGCACAUGCCCGAUCAGAGCACGCCGCUGCUGGCGGGCGUGGCGCCGCUCGGCUCACCGCAAUCGUCGCUGGCGUCGCUGCACGCGCCGCCGCCCGCGCCCUGCGGGUCGGGGCAGUGUCCGCUGGGCGCGGCGUGCUCGGCGCCGGGCGUGCCCCCCGGCAGCGUCAGCUCCGCGUCCGACGUGUACGCGAGCGCGUCCACCGCGCGCGAGCGCGGACACUACGUCGCCUACGAGCCGCUGGGACACUACACACACCGCGAGUCGCUGAGCGCGGACGGGGAGCGCGCGUGCGGCGCGGGGGCGGCGGGGGCGGCGGGGGCGGCGGCGGCGGCGGGCGGGGGGUCGCUGUCGCGGCGCGGCGGGUGCGCGGGGGGGCUGCACAGCUUCGCGCUGCCGGACAACGCGUCCGACCACUCCACCCCCUCGCACUCUAAGGCGGGCAGCGUGCGCGAGACCUCCCCGUACAAGAAGAGUGCGAGCUCGUCGCCCGGACACAUCCCCAACCGACUGCAACUGGGUGGCGUGGUCUCCCACUGCUCGUCGGAGCUGGAGCCGCUGACGCCCUCGCGCUCCACGGAGCGGCUGCACCGCGAGAUGCAGAACCUCGAGGGUCUGAUGAAGGACCUGUCCGCCAUCACGCAGAGCCAGUUCCACUGCUAGCACGCGCCACGCGUACGCGCGCGCGAGCGCAGUGUGCAGGACUUCAACUACUACAUCGAUGUGUAACUUUAAUCGCGUAGUGUUCCUUACCUGAUAAAGUGGACUUAACCUUACCUUCACCUUAAUCCACCUUGGAUUUGCCUGACCUGACAACUGACAAGGUGGAUUCACCUGACCUGGUGCACAAUGUGGAUUUAUUGGCAACGUGGACUUAACCUGACAAGGUGGACUUAACCUGACAAGGUGGACUUGAUAAGUUGGACUUACCUGAUAAGAGGGACUUAGCUGACAAGCUUGACUUACCUGAGGUCGAUAUAUUCUUGCAGGUGCUACCUGUCGUUUAAAUGGGAAUAAUAAGGCUCCAAAAGUACGCACAAACUACUGUUUUCCGGUGCGUAUAGGUAGGCUGAUUAUGUAGUUUAUCACCAGUCUUUGAUAGCUUGAAAUGGAAUUAUCGGACGAGUGGAUUUACCUGGCGAGGUGGAAUUGUGUGUGUUUUUGUAUCUGCUGGCUACGAACAUGUUACAACGAUAUUCAAUCUAAAAACUAACAAUUCGAAAUCUUGUCAAAACUGAUUACUCUUUAUUAGACUUGCAACGAAUAGUAUAUUCGGCAGUAUACCGAAUACCGAAUA
Molecule: messenger RNA, 5597 nt
Organism: Maniola jurtina (meadow brown)
Lineage: Eukaryota; Metazoa; Arthropoda; Insecta; Lepidoptera; Nymphalidae
Gene: fra
Product: neogenin
Exons: 31
Coding region: 173-4963 (1596 amino acids)
Biological process (GO): cell-cell adhesion
Cellular component (GO): membrane
Molecular function (GO): protein binding
Source: RefSeq, a predicted model, not a curated record